Messenger RNA from Lentinula edodes (shiitake mushroom), 1065 nucleotides. RefSeq lists its product as uncharacterized. The transcript is spliced from 4 exons. The record is from RefSeq and is a predicted model, not a curated record. NCBI's taxonomy places the organism in Eukaryota, Fungi, Basidiomycota, Agaricomycetes, Agaricales, Omphalotaceae. Bases 1 to 1065 code for a protein of 354 amino acids.
AUGUCAGUGGCCCCGAGUGUCCUGGAUGUACACACGCCAUUCUCGUCCUUCGUCAUUGUUCACUCUGUCACACAGGAAUCUUUGCAGUCAUUAUAUGACAAGCUCACGCGCAAAGUACAUAUUAGCUACCAUGGCGAGCGCGUAGGACCAGGUUGGUUGAAGUACGAGUUCAAUGGAUCUAUCUGGGACCUGGAAGACGACUCCGAUUAUACCAUAUUCGUCUGGCGCCAGCAACAAAUAUCUCCUCCUGGAGAUGAUCCAGCUGCUCCCUCUUCCUCUGUCUCGUCGACCUCAGCUUCAAUGACUACAGCUGCUCUUCCUCGGAAUCCAAUCUUGCAUCUACAUGAUCCUCACCAGCCUUUACCUGUUCCUCCAGACUACCAGAAUGCCUCUUACUAUGUCUUUCAUCCUUCGCAUCAAAAUAUUCACUCUAGUGCCCGAUCUAACAGGUCGAAAAAGUCAAAGAGCACCAUACGAAAGGAUAACAGAAGUAAGAGCAUCAAAGGUCAAGACACCGAAGACGACCUAAAGCCGAGUUUCAAGCAAGCGUUUGACAAGUUUCAUAGCGAGAACGGAGUCCGGACUGUGAUGGGUAGCAUAGGACCUGUACAGAAUGUUCGUAUGCUUCUCAAGGCAGGCUAUCGACACGUAUACAUCUCUCGUAAAUUUGCACAGGAGAACAAGUUCAUACCUGACGACGCUGCGCCUGGACUCUACGGCUAUAGCGGGCUCGUCAACAUAGGCACUUGGCCUAUAAGUCUGACACCGUCUACUGUGCCCAGCUCGCUUCCUGACGCUCCGCCUGCUCAUGCCUCUAUCAGCUCGAAGAGGUCUCAACAGACCAAGGAUAAUAGUAAAGGCCCCAAACCGACAUUGAUGACUGUGUAUCUUUCGGAAGAGCCUCAUUUUGACGUCGUUCUAGGGCGAUCGUUCAUUGAGCGCAGACAGAUUCGCUUGACUUCCGUCGAUCCUACAGAUGUGGUUUGUCUGGAUACGGGCGAGAAAAUCGAGUGCGAGCUUGUCAUUUUGAAAGAUGGCAGAGGUGAAAUCGUCACAGUAACAUAG